Molecule: messenger RNA, 1082 nt
Organism: Tauraco erythrolophus (red-crested turaco)
Lineage: Eukaryota; Metazoa; Chordata; Aves; Musophagiformes; Musophagidae
Source: RefSeq, a predicted model, not a curated record
GGAACAGGGAUAUCCAAGCACUCCUUGGGAGGAGAUGGGGUGCCACCUCUCAGGAGGGUCCCCGACUCCAUGAGGUGGUUUCUGAUGCCCCCUCCUCUCCAUCUCUUGCAGUCUCCAGGCCACAGACAUCCCCUGAGGACCUGAAGGCGCUGAUGGGGAACGUCAACCGCCUCAACGAGAGCUUUCGGGACAUGCAGCUGAAGCUGCUGCACCUACCUCUGAAGGGAGACGUGCUGGAGCACAUCUGGAGGCUCCAGGACCUCCUGCAGAACCACUCGGACUCCUUGUUCCUCAUGACGGGGUCACUGCAGAAGCUGGAAGGGCUUCUCUGGAGCCUGCAGACCCAGGCCAGCCAAACUGACAAGGCAGUGGCCAACCUCUGGGACAGCUUGACCCAACAGAGCGACGCGGCUCAGCAGGAGAUGUACAAGCUCUCUGUGGAAGGCAACAGCAGCCGGCUGCUGCUGCAGCACCACGACCAUCUCCUGAGCCACCUGGGCAGCAGGGUGGAGAGCCUGAGCGACCAGGUGACGGCCAUGAGCGGGUCCGUGGACACCAUCAACAGGACCUUCUCCUACGACGUGAACAUCCACCACACCCGCAUCCAGGACCUGCAGGUGCUGAUCAGCAACGCCACCGAGGACGCCCGGCAGAUGCGGCUCAUCCACAUAGCCAUGGAGGAGCAGCUGAAGCAUGAGCUGGCCAUCCUCAACAACGUGACGGAGGACCUGCGGCUGAAGGACUGGGAGCACUCUGUUGCGCUGAAGAACAUCUCCAUGAUACAGGGGCCACCAGGACCCAAAGGAGACCAAGGCAAUGAAGGGAUGGAGGGUGAACCUGGUCUUCCUGGCCUGCCUGGGCUGCGAGGGCUACCCGGCGAGAGAGGACCACCAGGACCACGUGGCUUGAAAGGGGACCAAGGAGACCUUGGCCCUCCAGGUCCAGUGGGGAUGCGGGGGUUCAAAGGUAAGGACCAGAAGCCUCUGUGCGUGCUCCCAGCAAAGAACGAGGAGAAGCUGCGGGUGUCGGAAGUGGCCAUGCACCUAUUUAGCAGGACAGAUCCGUCCCAGGAGACCUUUUGA